This is a messenger RNA of Fraxinus pennsylvanica, 921 nucleotides long. The record is from the annotation of a GenBank genome assembly. Lineage: Eukaryota; Viridiplantae; Streptophyta; Magnoliopsida; Lamiales; Oleaceae.
AUGCUAGAUGAAGAACUGAAGAUAGCCGCUGCAGAUGAUGAAGUCAGAGCUGCAAUUGCAGAUAAAAUUAGUAGAGAACGUAUUGGCCAUGAAGUAUGCUUGCUUUGCGUUGCUUGCAUGGAUUCUACAUGGAGACUCUUGCAAUUACUUGAACUCUCCUCAUUCACUGAUGACCAGAGAAGGCUCUGCCUGUAUGCUGCUUUGUUCCUUCCCUUUAGGAAGACUAUUUACACAGACAAGAAAGGGAAAAAGAUCCCAGUUGCGAGUUACAUAUUUCGCAAUUCUCUCAAGUUGAAGGGUAGUGAUGCUGAACCUGUUCUGAGUUUGCAUUUUGCAGCGGAAAAAUUCGUGUCCUUGAUUCCUUUGAUCCUGUCUAAUGAGGAUAUACAAAUUCUUGUAGUUGACUGGAAAAGAGAAAUUAUUGAUGUUCCUGAUGCUUCAAAACUCAGAAUAUUGGCUGGAUUGCUGCUGCGAGAAAUUAAAGAAUUUUGGCGUGCCGCACUCGUGCUUUCUAUGCUGUUGCCCCCUACCAUAAUUGGUUGCCCCACAAAUCCAUCAAACAAGGACUCUGAGAUGGGCAGGAAAAGCGAAUUAUUUAAGGGAAUUGAGAAAGCAAUUUUGGACCUAGGUUUAGAAAAAGUAUGGGAAAUGAAACCAUUGGUUAAUGGAAAGGAUAUCAUGAAUGUCUUGGAGAUCAAAUCAGGAGGACCCGUAGUCAAGGAAUGGCAACAAAAACUGCUCGAGUGGCAGCUUGCACAUCCCUCUGGGUCUACAGACGAAUGCAUUGAUUGGAUGAGGAUAAUUCAUUCAAAAUGUGCGAGGACAGAAGAUCACUCCUGUACUGGAAGGCACAGAAUUAGAAACGAAAAUGUAAAAUAUCCCACCCUUGGGAAAAGGGGAUAUGAACUGUUGAGAAAGUAA